Apiotrichum porosum is the source of this 1647-nucleotide messenger RNA. RefSeq lists its product as uncharacterized. Gene Ontology annotation, biological process: DNA alkylation repair; DNA repair. NCBI's taxonomy places the organism in Eukaryota, Fungi, Basidiomycota, Tremellomycetes, Trichosporonales, Trichosporonaceae. Gene Ontology annotation, molecular function: dioxygenase activity. Gene Ontology annotation, cellular component: nucleus. The transcript has 7 exons. The record is from RefSeq and is a predicted model, not a curated record. Bases 1 to 1647 code for a protein of 548 amino acids.
AUGCCAACAGUCAAUGACGACAGCAAACUUGCAUCCCUCAUCGCUCUCCUCGAACCCUCGUCCUUUCCACCAGACGCGUACGUCGACGCCCUCCACGAGACGCGCGGGGACUUGGAGCGCGCCGCCGAGCUCUUGUUGUUGAGCGCGACGCCCGCCGAGGGGUCGUGGUCGUCAACAGCAAGCGUGAAUGGCGCAGGCAUCAGGAAGAGAAAGAAGGGGCUGGAUCACUGGUUCCGCGCCAAACACCCGCCACCUGCAACCACCGCUUCAACGUCCACACCAGCGUCGUCGUCGGGCUCGAGCUCAUCGCCUAACCGCCGCCCCACACGACGGUCGCCGUCUCCCGAACUGGACCGUCUCGCGUCCGCCUCGCAAUGGGCCACACUACUCAAACCCCCUUCCCCGUCCAAGCUCCCCUCGGCAUCGUCCACGACCCGCCCUCCCCCGCACCGCGGCGCUGCGCUGCUCCUCACGUCCCCCUCGGCCAUCGCGUCCGCUGGACUCCCACUCGCCCUCCUCUCCUCGCCGCUGUCCCCGCAAAUGGCCGCUGCGCUGUAUUACGAGAUGCUCGCCGAGUCGCCCGAGUGGCCACGGAACAAAUGGUACCUGGCCGGACGCGAGGUGGAGUCCAACCACCAGGCAACGACAUAUUCGCGUCCCGGCGGCGGGUUUGGGGGCGCCAAAGUCGGCGUCCCGUACUAUUACGCCGCGAGAAAGUAUGAUGCCAAGCCGUACACACCUGUCUUGGCGGAAGCAUCGCGUAUAGUUGAGGAGGCGGUGAAUGCCCAUCUCGACACGAUGCCCCGCUACCCGCUCGAGUAUCGGGGCCGGUGGCGGGCCAACAUGUGUGCUGCGAACCGGUAUGACGGCGCGCAGAGCACUGUGGGAUGGCACGCAGACCAAAUGACAUACCUCGGUCCCUACCCGACGAUUGCAUCGCUGUCGCUCGGCACCCCGCGCGCGUUCCGUCUGCGCCAGAUCGACGCCGUGGACGAGGCGUACGCAAGCACGCGUCCGACAAGGACGUACGAGGUCAACCUCGCGCACAACUCGCUCGUCCUCAUGACGCCCGGGUGCCAGGAGCGCUACAAGCACACCGUGCCGCCGCAGCGCGCCCUCGACACGUUCAGGCCACAGUGGGACGCGAAUGGUGGCGCGGUGGUUCCCGGCGAGGGCGAGACGUAUACCACCAGGAUCAACAUUACCUUUCGGUUCUACCGCGAUGACCCUGCAACAGGUCCCCGUGGCCCACGGAGCGGCACGCCAAUGUGCAAGUGUGGCAUGCCGACGAUCUUGAGGGCAGACCAAAAGGCCAAGGCGCGUAGCCGGCUGGGCGCGCGGUCGUCCCUCGGAGGAGGACAGAGAGUGACACGGGACGGCACGACCAUCUUGGACGACGACAUGGUGUUUUUCUGGCAGUGCCAGAGUCCCGGGACCACGGGCGAGAUCAAGGGGUGUAGUUUCUUCAAGAUCUUGGACAUGGGCGGAGAGGGGAGGGGCCCGUGUCUUGGAGACGAAGAGGAGGACGAGAACGAGAACGAGCACGAGGUCGGCCCCGAGCAGGAUGGGAGUGUCGAGGCUGCGCGUGGUGCACAAGUGGAGGAAGAGACAAAAGUGCCCGAGUGUGAGGGCGAUGCUGUUCGAUAG